Cylicocyclus nassatus is the source of this 517-nucleotide messenger RNA. The record is from the annotation of a GenBank genome assembly. Lineage: Eukaryota; Metazoa; Nematoda; Chromadorea; Rhabditida; Strongylidae.
GAACGAGAAUUGUCGGGGUUCUCGCGGAUUCUCGACUUCCUAUUCGGAAUCAGGGACAUGAGAAGGCCCUGAAACGACAAAAUCUGAAAGUCGAGAAUCUGAGUGGAGGAUGGAGAAAGUUCUUUAUGAAGAUAAGUGGUGUGAACUCACACCGGAUUGCUUACGCAUCAAAUGUUACUACUUCCCUACAGGCGUUUGUAAGGAAAUUGAUACAGCAAGGAUUGAAGGAGUGUACUAUGCCGCGCAGAAUCUUAGUCAGUGCCUCAAAGUCAAACAAUGGGGAAUGGCCCUGAGUCCGUGUUGGUGGGCAUGUGAUUUGUUGAGAGGAUGUCACUCCUCUUCUGGACCUGUAUAUUACAAUGUUGUGAUAGACUGUGGUGAGACUCUAUACAAAGGUUUCACCGUCAUUGAUAUUUGCGAUCUACUCUCACAACUAGGAGCGGUGGCAGAACAAGCACUCUUUGACUAACUCAGUGAGAAUAGUUCCUGAGGCAAUCAAUAUUUUGUCUACAGUCGU